ACAGCUGAUUGACGGAGGGGCGGGGGGGUGUUUGUUUACUUUUUGUCGUCAGUCUCUCUCCCUCUCUCAGUGCGGGGCAGCAAUGGGGCGUGGUUGGUGUUGACCUGAGGGUGUCCCGCCUCUGACCACCUGCCCGGGGCCAUGAAGAGGGUGGUGCUCUUCAGGAAUGGCUCAGGCGUGGACGGAAAGGUGGUGCUGGUGACUCACUCCCUGGAUGAGCUGCUGGUGGAGGCGUCGCAGAAGCUUGGCGUGUGUGCUGCGCUGCUCUUCACGCCACAGGGGGGCCUCAUCGAUGAUCUCCGCCUUAUAAGAGACGAUGAUAUUCUGUAUGUAUCAGAGGGGGAGGACUUCCACCCACCAGCCCAGCCUAGCCCCGGCAUACGUCCCGCAGGGUAUGUGGGUACCCGGGCCAUGGCCACCCCCUCUCCUGUGCCCGCCUGCCCCACCACAGGUUCCUCAGGGCAGGGUGGGGCAGAGGGGCGUGAGUGGGUGACCCUUAAUGUGGGCGGCCGUCUCUUCACCACUACCCACGCCACGCUGGUCACCAAAGAACCCAACUCUAUGCUUGCUAAAAUGUUCACCCUGGGAGGAGAGUCUCUGGUGCCGAGCUGCCGCGACGCCCUUGGUGCCUUCCUCAUAGACCGUUCCUACACCUACUUCGAGCCCAUACUGAACUAUCUCAGGAAUGGUACCUUGAUUCUGGACCCUGGCAUCAAUCCUGAAGGCGUUCUGGAGGAGGCACGGUUCUUUGGCAUCGAGGGGGCCAUACCUGAGCUAGAGGCGGUGGUGGCGGCGAGGGAGAGCAACCGAGAGAUGGAGCCCCUGAAGCGGAGGCACGUGGUGGAGGCGCUCAUCACCACACACCACCGGGACGAGCUCAGGUUCCAGGGGGUCAGUCUGCGCGGCGCCGACCUCUCCAAGCUGGACUUACGGAAUAUUAAUUUUAAGUUUGCAGACCUCUCUGGGUGUAACCUCUCCGGAGCAAAUCUGAAUGGGUGCUGCCUGGAGCGUGCCAACCUGUGCGGUGCCACACUAGAGGGGGCCCAGCUGCUCAACGUGAAGCUCCUGUGUGCCAACAUGGAGGGUGCCAACUUGAGGGCCUGUAACUUUGAGGAUCCAGCUGGUACUAGGUCCAACUGUGAGGGCGUCAACUUGCGAGGGGCAGUCCUGGAGGGGAGCAUGCUGGCCGGGGUCAACUUCAGGGUCGCCACACUCAAGAAUGCCAACCUCAAGAACUGUGACCUGCGUGCGGCGGUGCUGGCAGGGGCUGAUCUGGAGAACUGUGACCUCUCUGGGAGUGACCUGCAGGAGGCCAACCUGCGGGGUGCCAACCUCAAGGACACAGCUUUUGAGUUGAUGCUGACUCCCCUGCACAUGUCCCAGACCAUGACAUGUGACCUCUGACCUGGGAUGACCCCAGCCACCCCAGCUGCCUCAGACUGCCAGUGUCUCUGACCCUCUGCCAGACGUGCACACGGCAACCACUAGUCCCGUCAGGUGGAGGGAAGAGACUGAUGCUGCUGAAUGUAUUACAGACACAAACCUUCACUGGCAAGAGUGUGUGUGUGUGUGUGUGUGUGUGUGUGUGUGUGUGUGUGUGUGUGUGUGUGUGUGUGUGUGUGUGUGUGUGUGUGUGUGUGUGUGUGUGUAGCCAAAGUGGAUACAUUUGAACCAAAGCUCAGAGGAAGGAAAUGUAAUACAGCUUGUAUGUAGUCCCUGUGAAGUGGUUCAUUAUGGCACAUUCUGACAUGCAGCUGUUGUCUAAUAAGUGUGUGUGUGUGUGUGUGUGUGUGUGUGUGUGUGUGAAGUUUGUAUCACUUGUCAAGUUGAUUUUAUACAAGUUAGUACCACAUUUCUCUUGGGUGACCUUGAAGCCGUGUCUCAUCUGCUAGACAGUCGGGUGAAUGUCACUUGACGCCUUUGUCUUUUGUCACUGUUCACAGAAGAGUGGCGUGUGCAGCGUCACACAAGCACAAUGUUGUCACUUGAAGCACAAAUCUACACUCAAGUUCAGCACUGCAGCACCAAGAGGAAUCCACUCAGUGUGGCUCCUGUGUAAAUGUUGUAAAAGCAGACGGCUUACAACUCAAUAGCUAAGCUGUGUUCAUUAGACACUUGUGAGUGCUCCACCAGCCACCUUGUCUGCUGAGAGAAAAACAAUAUUCCUUUGUAAUGUUUUCCUUGAAACACAGAAAUUCAAUUAAAGGCAGGACAAAUUGGCCACAAAAAGUUGUUGCCAAGAAUUGAACCUUGGCAGGACAUGCAAGGUAACCAUGUGAGCCCAACAUGUCGCUGCUCAGGCCACCAGUGACUGCCAAGAGCCGAGUGACAUGGUGGACGUUGCCUGUUCCGUCACUGCACCCUGUCUCCUCACUGCCGAUGUCCUGCUCCCCCACGAGUUGGGCAGGGACCAGUGCAUUCCUGAGUCCCAUGAACUGUGCUCAAAUUACUGCCACCUCCAGCAAGAGCUCAAUAAAACCUGCCAGCUUAAUGGCAGCAGGAUUGUAGCAAGGGAAACUGACUUUGAAGUUUUGAUAAAGGCUUGCUUGUCUGAUGCCUGUGUGACUGUUGACUGUACCUCCAUGCAUGUCAUAUGUUUCCAGUCAUUUGGUUCCUAAUUAACUGUGAUUUUGUUUCACCUAUGCCAUAAUGUUUGUACAACUGACAUAUAACAUAGUGGGUCUUAAUGCAACUCAGUGCUGUACAGGGUGACGUGUACAUACACCUGUGUGAGGACAACAGUUACUUUCCCUGUGGGAAUGAUGACUUGUACCUCAGCGUUGUGACAGGGUAGCUAACACUUGAUUCUCUGUGUCUGUCUGUUGCCCACUCUUCAUGCUCAGUGUUUUGUCACUUCCUACACUGUUGUCUUCAUUGAAAUUCCUGUGUUGAAUGACCUGUCUUCUCAACCUGUCGUGGAACAGCCAGCCUUGUAGUGUCUCCUGCUGAGAAACUUUUUCAAGCUUUACUUUGAAUUAGGUUAAGCAAUAGCAUAGUAAGGACUUUUCCUAUAAUCAACCUUGCUGUUGCCUCUACUUUUGCUACAAUAACCUGUUAUACAUUGUCUAAAUGCAAGGCAAAUCCCGUACUGCCGUGAGGACUCUUCCACCUUGUGAUGUUGUAGAACACACCUGUGAUGUACCUUUGGGGCCUCAACCAUGUCGCCUGUGGCUCUCCUGUGUGCCUGUGCCUGUGUCUGCAAACCUUCAGUGUCCUUUUUCUAGCUGUAGCAGUCUAUUGUAUAAUUGCUACACCUUUUUUAGGCCACCAACUGUGUUGUGUGGAACGUUUCAGUAUAUGAGCUGCAGCAGCUCUUGAUGUCUGUGUGAAGAGACAGAAGACAAUAAAGUGUCUGGGAUCUUGAA
This is a messenger RNA of Scylla paramamosain (green mud crab), 3365 nucleotides long. Its product is annotated as BTB/POZ domain-containing protein KCTD9-like. NCBI's taxonomy places the organism in Eukaryota, Metazoa, Arthropoda, Malacostraca, Decapoda, Portunidae. Gene Ontology annotation, biological process: protein homooligomerization; intracellular signal transduction. The coding region runs from base 142 to 1404 and encodes 420 amino acids. The transcript is spliced from 10 exons. The record is from RefSeq and is a predicted model, not a curated record. Gene Ontology annotation, molecular function: protein binding.